Macrosiphum euphorbiae (potato aphid) is the source of this 459-nucleotide messenger RNA. Lineage: Eukaryota; Metazoa; Arthropoda; Insecta; Hemiptera; Aphididae. The record is from the annotation of a GenBank genome assembly.
AUGGCGGACGUUAUUUACAACGACGCAAAGUCUCGCAUUAUUCGCUGCGUUACCAAAUUGAAAUCCUUUGCCCAAGCUUCUAUUGAUUUCAAUAAUGACCGUACAAACUCUGAGCCUUCGACGUCACUUCCUGACCCAAGUCUAGUCAAUGUUCCGAUGUCGAAAUACCAACGAUGGCGAUUAAUCACAGAUCUACACCGACAUUUUUGGACACGAUGGAAGAACGAGUACCUUAGUAGCCUUCAAAUCAGGAAAAAAUGGUCUGCACCCGGUCAGGAACUCCGUAUUGGUGACCUUGUCCUCGUCAGGGAGGCGACACACCAUCUUCGUUGGGGAACUGGAAGAAUUCGUGUCCUCCAUCCUGGCUCAGACGGAAUCUCCAGAGUGGCCACUCUCGACACUUUAUCUGGACCAUUGAAGGGCCCAGCGGUCAAGCUCUGUCCACUCCCAAUGUCUUGA